Messenger RNA from Athalia rosae (coleseed sawfly), 9061 nucleotides. RefSeq names its product calcium-activated potassium channel slowpoke (gene slo). The record is from RefSeq and is a predicted model, not a curated record. Lineage: Eukaryota; Metazoa; Arthropoda; Insecta; Hymenoptera; Athaliidae. The coding region runs from base 550 to 4104 and encodes 1184 amino acids. Gene Ontology annotation, molecular function: large conductance calcium-activated potassium channel activity. Gene Ontology annotation, cellular component: postsynaptic membrane. The transcript is spliced from 28 exons. Gene Ontology annotation, biological process: transmembrane transport; potassium ion transport.
AUUGGUCCCAGUCCAUUGUUGCGUAUUGAUUGCUGCGGAGUGGUAUGGUUUUCGGUGGUGAGACAUUUGGUCGUCGGUGGCCGUUGCGGUGCUGAGAAGCGCAAGGUUACCGCGAAUUCUGUGCUCCCGUAGUGUGUUAGUGAAAAAAUACCGUCGUUGUCGUUGUGAGACUUGAAAAGCGUCGUUCCGAUGAAAGAAUAAUAUCCAAUCGCAGAACUGGAUAUAAAAUACUCAAAAACAGAAAACGCGAAUAAGCAAACAAAAAAACAAAAAGAAUUAACUAACUGCUGUUUCUCCUGUACGAAACGGAGGUGUACAAACCAUUCGAGAGGACGUUCUCUCUCUUUCUCUCUCUCUCUCUCUCUGUCUCUCUCACUCUAUUUCUCCUUUUUAUCUUCCUUGCGCGAAGUAAAUAUCUCAGAUAAAAGUCAUCGGAGCAAGGGCACCAAAAAUUUGUUCAUACGAGUAUAAUGAAGCGCAUCAAAUGCCCCAGACAUUUGGCUGGUCAGUGCCGGUGAAUGUGUCGCCAGGAGGCAGAGUUCUGCCGGUAUGACGUGCACCGACGCGACCACGGAGCCACCUCCGGUAGACGAGUGCCUCAAGGUACGGAAAUGGUGGUGCUUCGUCCUGUCCAGCAUCUUCACCUUCCUCGCGGGGCUCCUGAUCGUCCUACUCUGGCGGGCUUUCGCCUUCCUCUGCUGUCGAAAGGAGCCAGAAUUUGCUCCCAAUGACCCCAAGCAGAAGGAGCAGAAGGCGGCCCGCCAGGGUAAGGAGUUCGAGGGGACCUUUAUGACAGAGGCGAAGGACUGGGCCGGCGAGCUAAUUUCCGGGCAGACAACUACUGGACGCAUUCUCGUGGUCCUGGUCUUCAUUCUUAGUAUCGCAUCGCUUAUAAUAUACUUCAUCGAUGCUUCCAAUUGCAGCGAGAAGGUGGAACGGUGCCAGAAGUGGAGUAACAACGUUACUCAGCAGAUAGACUUAGCUUUCAAUAUAUUUUUUAUGGUCUACUUUUUUAUACGCUUUAUCGCCGCCAGUGACAAGCUGUGGUUCAUGCUAGAGAUGUAUUCGUUCGUGGACUACUUCACGAUACCACCGUCUUUCGUGUCGAUAUAUCUGGACCGGACGUGGAUAGGAUUGAGGUUCCUUCGAGCCCUACGACUGAUGACAGUUCCCGACAUCCUACAGUACCUAAAUAUAUUAAAGACGUCGAGUUCCAUUCGUCUCGCACAGCUAGUUUCAAUUUUCAUCUCCGUAUGGCUAACUGCCGCAGGUAUCAUUCAUCUGCUCGAGAACUCCGGAGAUCCGUUCGAGUUUACAAAUCCUCAACAUCUAUCUUACUGGACGUGUGUUUACUUCCUGAUCGUAACAAUGUCUACCGUUGGUUACGGUGACGUUUUCUGCCAGACAAUUCUUGGUCGCACAUUCCUAGUGUUUUUUCUACUCGUCGGUUUGGCGGUGUUUGCCAGCUGGAUCCCAGAGAUCACCGAGCUAGCUGCGAAUCGCUGCAAGUACGGCGGGCAGUACAAGCGCGAGCGAGGACGAAGACACAUUGUCGUUUGCGGUCACAUCACCUACGAAUCAGUGUCGCAUUUCCUCAAGGACUUUUUACACGAGGAUCGCGAGGACGUCGACGUAGAAGUUGUAUUUUUGCACAGGAAAGAACCAGAUUUGGAGCUCGAGGGUCUCCUGAAGAGGCAUUACACGACCGUGGAGUUUUUUCAGGGAACUAUGAUGAACGCAGUGGACCUGGAACGCGUCAAGGUGCACGAGGCGGACGCGUGUUUGGUAUUGGCCAACAAAUACUGCCAGGAUCCAGACGCGGAAGAUGCUGCCAACAUUAUGCGUGUCAUCUCUAUCAAGAAUUAUUCCGACGAUAUACGCGUUAUUAUUCAACUUAUGCAAUAUCACAAUAAGGCCUAUUUACUCAACAUUCCAUCAUGGGAUUGGAAGCAGGGUGACGACGUAAUCUGCCUGGCCGAAUUGAAGUUGGGUUUCAUUGCUCAAUCCUGCCUAGCCCCAGGUUUCAGCACUAUGAUGGCCAACCUCUUCGCCAUGCGCUCCUUUAAGACGAAAUGGUUGGUUGAUUGGAACCAGUCGCCUGAUAUGCAGGCAUGGCAGAAUGACUACCUUCGUGGAACGGGAAUGGAGAUGUACACCGAGACACUGAGCCCUACCUUCAUUGGAAUGCCCUUUGCCAAGGCCACUGAGUUAUGCUUCACGAAACUGAAGCUAUUGCUGCUGGCUAUUGAAAUAAAGGGGGACGCGGGAACAGACAGCAAGAUUUCAAUCAACCCACGGGGUGCCAAAAUUGCGGCGAACACUCAGGGAUUUUUUAUUGCUCAAUCAGCCGACGAGGUGAAGCGAGCGUGGUUUUACUGCAAAGCUUGCCACGACGACAUCAAAGAUGAGACUUUAAUCAAGAAAUGCAAAUGCAAAAACUAUGUUGGGAUGAUGAUGAUGCAGACUGGCAUGGUGAAGGGGGGCUCUACCUACCACAGUUACCUUGACGUGGCCACAUUCCGGAAGGGCGUGAGGGCUGUUCAGAUGGUUGGAAGAGCAAGUGAGGACUUCUCGUAUGCAAACGAUCACCAUCCUCCCCCCACAUUCACUCCGCCAGAACUACCCAAGAUGGUUCACGUGCGAGGUGAAAUCAGCCGCGAACGAGACGACCUGAACGCGAUGCGAAAUCAUCGGAAUUCCGUAGGCAUGACGCUGAUGAACUCAACGAAACAGGUUAACAAAGUUAAACCGAACGUCAACAGAACUGCCAACGACAGCUUGUCGAGUCCAAAUCAACCGUACAAUCAGAGAUCGCAAGAGGAGUCUGCAUACUCUGGUUACCAUCUCGCCUACGAAGUCAAAAAACUCAUGCCGACGAGCAGAGGGUCGGGUGGAAAUAACGUGAAUAACAAUGGAGGACUUCAGAUUGGAAUUGCUGACGAUCAGGCAAAGGAUUUUGACUUUGAAAAAACGGAGAUGAAGUACGAUUCGACCGGAAUGUUCCAUUGGAGUCCGGCGCGAAACCUCGAAGACUGCAUACUCGAUCGGAAUCAGGCAGCAAUGACCGUUUUGAACGGACACGUUGUUGUUUGCCUUUUUGCCGAUCCCGACUCACCUCUAAUUGGACUGAGAAACCUUGUCAUGCCAUUAAGAGCUUCCAAUUUUCACUAUCACGAGCUUAAACACGUAGUCAUAGUCGGUGCUGUGGAUUACAUUCGUAGGGAAUGGAAAAUGCUGCAGAAUCUACCCAAAAUAUCAGUUCUCAACGGCUCGCCGCUUAGUAGAGCAGAUUUGCGUGCCGUGAAUGUAAAUCUCUGCGACAUGUGCUGCAUUUUGUCGGCUAAAGUGCCUAGCAACGAUGACCCUACCCUCGCCGACAAGGAGGCCAUCCUCGCAUCUUUAAAUAUUAAGGCUAUGACCUUCGACGACACAAUCGGGGUCCUUAGUCAAGUUGGUAGCCCCAUUGUACUGCAAAGACGAGGAUCCGUCUACGGGGCAAACGUGCCGAUGAUCACAGAACUUGUGAACGACAGCAACGUACAAUUCCUCGAUCAAGACGACGACGACGAUCCAGACACUGAGCUUUAUCUCACACAGCCGUUCGCCUGUGGUACCGCAUUCGCUGUUAGCGUAUUGGAUUCCCUAAUGUCGACGACUUAUUUUAACCAAAACGCACUGACGCUCAUCCGGUCAUUAAUCACCGGGGGAGCGACACCUGAACUUGAAUUGAUUUUGGCUGAAGGAGCUGGCUUGAGAGGCGGUUACAGUACGGCAGAUAGCCUUUCGAAUCGGGAUCGAUGCAGAGUAGGACAGAUAUCUUUAUACGACGGGCCAUUGGCCCAAUAUGGUGAGGGUGGCAAGUACGGCGACCUUUUUGUCGCAGCAUUAAAAUCGUAUGGAAUGCUGUGCAUUGGUCUGUACAGGUACAGGUUUCGUGACACAAGUUCAUCAUGCGACGCCUCCUCGAAACGAUACGUGAUCACAAAUCCCCCUGACGAUUUCACUUUGCUGCCUACGGAUCAGGUAUUCGUUUUAAUGCAGUUUGACCCAGGUCUGGAGUAUCGGCCUAACAGAGGAGCGCGAGGAAAAGACGACGCCUCCUGACUGUUGCUGUGUAGCGCCCUCACCGACGGACCUUAUUCUUACAUCUAAUUGAAAUUGGUGGCCGUCAUGCCAAGAAAAACCUUCCCCAUUUACGGUACCGUACGCCUUUCUUUGCCGCUUGCGUUAAAAUUAAGCGUUACCUGGUCGUAUCUCGCAGCCGAAGUUGAAGAUGAAGAUAAAAAAAAAAGAAAAGAUCAACAUUAAAAAUUUGCAACCAAUCACCUCUUUUUCAUAAAUAUUAUCUACAUCACACACAUAGUUACGCUAUACAUGCGUUAUCACAAGAACAUGGAAUACAAUUUUGUUCUUUCGUUGUUUUUUAUUUCAUUUCAAGUCAGUCUUUUACAUUUAUACCCAUAACACAUAAAUGACGACUAGACAUUGCUAUUUUAUUUUUCGAUUUCAUUUUUCAAUUGUUUUUCUUAAACUAGAAAAUUGCUGUAUGUAUAACGUACUUACAUAUAUCGGCGAUUAAGAAAAAGGGAUGCUGGUAACAAUGGCAUGACAGACCCGGUCCGAGGGCUGCUACACGCUGCUUAGAGUGUCUCGAGAUAAAUGAAAAUUAAAUUGAGAUUCUACAAGGACAGCUGACAAAAUUAUUAAUGACUUAUUGAGAAAACACGAAAAAAUAAAUUAAAAUGAACCAGAAAAGAAAACAAAGUAAAAAAAUAAAUAAAUAACAGAACGACUAUGUGGACAGUGUAAAAAAUAAUAUGGAAAACCCUAAUAAUAAUGAUAAGAUUAAUAAAGAUAAACCUAAAUAUAAUAUAACGGACCUUAAGAGAGAGAAAAAAAAAUAAUUAUAUAUCGAUAUGAAAAAUAUGAUUAAAAAGAAAAACGCAAUAAACUAAUUCUUUUGUGAGGUCAUUUUAUUAUUAUCAUAUAUGCGAUGAGGAAUUGGUGAUUUGAUUCUCUGCAAUUACACGGAGCCGUGUUUUAAAGUUUGAAACUGAUGACGGUCUCAGAAUAAGCGACGACGAAGAUGACGAAUGAGAUAGAAAUGAACAAGACAUUUGGAAGAGUUCGUUGAAAGAGAUAAAAGUUAUAGAGAAUAAUUGUAAGAAAAAGUUGAAAAAAUGAAAAAAAAAAUGUAGAAAAAGAAUGAGUGACAGAAUAAAUUUGGCGAUUUACGACUCAUUUUUUCAUCGUAUACUGGUCUGCAUUAACGGUAGUCAGAUUGUUUUUCUCUUCCUUUUAUUUUGUUCAAGUGGAUUUACAUUGUACAAUAUAGUCUCUUAUAAUAUAUUAUAGUAAAGUAUACGCAGUCAAAGUCAUACAUAUAGGUAAUAUUAUAAUCGUGCACAAUUUGAGACUAUAUUAUUAUUUGUAUUUUUUUUUUUUUUUUUUUCUUAUUUAACGUCAACUUUUUAAUUUUUCGAUUGGUUUUUUGAUAAAAAAUUCUGUUUGCAGUAAAUUAAAUCUGCAACGCCAUGUAUUAUACCGUUAGUGUGAUGUAUGCGAUGAUUUUAGCGAUAAAAUGAUAAAAAUAAUAUAUAAUUAAUUGAAUAAAUCGUGAAAACGGGAAAGGGAUUGACGAUUUGUUGUAAAGCUACGUACCAGGUGUAUCUGGAUGAAAAUAUGAGACAGAUGAGCGACAAUCUCUCUGUGAUGAUAGUUUCGAUCGAAGUGAUCAAAAUGUUUGUGAAGGAAUGAAGAUUAUACGUAAGAUAUACAGACGAAGAAGAGAGACGAAAAAGGUAAAUAUUAAUUAAAUGAAGAAAAUCAAUGUGCCACAGAUAUAAAACAUGUAUAAAACAGAGAAUAAUAAAAAUAAUAAAUGAGAAUUGAAAAGAAAAAACAAAUUUUUUUAAACUGAACCCAUAAUAAGUGCGGGACUAAAUGCAAUCUUACCUCGUGUGUCUUGUUUACGACUAACUAAAACUCUCAAUCAUCCACUUUGUAUAGAAUAUAAUAUGAAUAUUAAAAAUCGAUAGGAAAAGGAGAAGAAACAAAUAACACAAAAAUUACGAAUAAAUUAACUGCUACAACUGGAGAAACAAAACGCAAAAUGAAAAUUUAGAGAACACGCAAGAGAAAAUAUGAUAGCCAAAUGAAAAAUGGAUGAAAAUAUCCUUGGAGUAAUGAAAAAGGAAUACCAGAUAAAGAAUAAAUAAAAUAAAAAUGAUAUAUAUAUAUAUAUAUAAUAUAAAAAUGAAAACGCAAAGAAAAACAAAUCUAUAAACGAAAAGCACCCUUUUCCACACAAUUUUUAGUAAAUCGCUAUUAUAUAUAUUACGAUUAUUAUAUACCAAUCACACAAAUGGAAAUAAUUAUUAUAAAAAAGAAAAUUAAAAAAAAAAAAAAAAAUAUUCCCACCCCACUCAAAAAAACGAAGAAUAAAAAUUCAACAAACGAAUUGAAUAAAUUAAAAGAAUUCUCAUCAAGCAUUUUCCCUUUUGCAUAUUUUUGUGAUCAUCACCGCGAUUGUAACGACAUACUUAUUAUAAUGAAUUUUAUGCACAUACUUAUAAAUUUGUAUAUACAUAUGCGUGUAUCACAAUAUAUUGAAUACUAUAUGUAAAAUAAUAUACAAGGAAGAAAAAAAACAUACACACGCACGCACACGUGCACCAUAUCUUCGACACAUGAAGCUACACACUACGUAUAUGUGUAUACAUUUGUUAUAAAUAUCAGAGUGAAAUGAAAAUAAAAAUUGGAAAAAAAUUGAAAAAUAAUCAUCCCCAUAAUCCAGACGAAACGAAGUUUCUGCUUGGUGACUGUUCUUUAGACAUUAAUUAAGAUAUUAAUUAAAAAAAAAACCAAUGCUAAUAAGAAAAAUUAAAAGAAGGUCGCUCGAUAACAAAAAAAAAAAGAGGGGAAAAAAGAGAAAACAUCAAAUACAAGAGGAGAAGAGAAAAGAAAGGGGAGAAAAGGGGAGAAAUGGCAAGGAUUAAAAGAUUAAUAAAAAUAUUCAAAAAAAUGAAAUCGAUUAAAGACAACUAGCUGUGGUAGUCGCUGCCGUGUUCGUAUAUUAUGUAUAAUGUGUAUAACCGCGCUGAGCUGCCGCUGCCGCUGAGUUGCUGCUGCUGCUGCUGCUGCUGUUGCAUCGAUAUCAACGUGCACUGUUUCACUGCCACUGCAGUUACCGUGUUAUCAUUAUUGCAUAGUCAAAAUAGUUUUAUUGAGAUAAGGGAAAAUGUUUUACACCGUCGAUUAUCGAUAUACCUACUGCGUUGUAUAGAUAGAAGAAAAUAUUUAAUUGUAACGCAUACUAUUGUCUUACUGUUGUUAAUAUUUAUACUAUCGUUUCUAUUUUCAAUCAUCAUCUGUUGAUGCAUAGUAUAGAUAUAAAUGUACCUAUAUUUUUUUCAUUUUACCAUUAAUAGAAUUAUUAUUAUUUUUAUUUUUUUUUUGUAAUUGGUUACGGAGAGGAGAGAAUUCUAAGGGAUGAUGAAUAGAUGACAUACCUACUGUGUGCGUAUGCCUCGCCUUGCUGCAUAUUUUUUAAAUUCAAUUUUCAUGUAAUUAUGAUCGGUACUCCGAAAAAUCUGUACGGCAUAGUAAUGAUAUUUGACCGGUCUUAGGCGAACAAGUCGUGAAAUCAUUGCAUCUUAUCCACGGAGUUUUUGAGUUUUUUUUUUCUAUUUAUUACAUUUGUGGUGCAUGAUGAAGUAUGAAUUUGAUAUCGAAGUCACCGUUUUUUUUUCUCUCUUUCCCCGCGAAACAAGAAAUUAGAAAAACGAAUGAAAAGUAAGUUAUUCUAUAUAAUUGCUUACCGAUUAUGAUUUGUAAUCGUUCAGCGUUAAUAGAAUGUUUUAUUUCCUUAGAUUUGAAAAAUUUACUAUUUUUUUUUUCGGAGAAUGAAAAUCUAUAUAUUUUCCUUUCUUAUCUUGAUGAAAUUAUAAAUGUAAUUCAUAUGCAUUAAAAUGUUAUUAUGCAGAUCGGUCGUGAAAUUGCCAAUGCCUGCAUAUGUGUAGUAUUUUACAAUGAAGAAAAUUUUGUAUAUUACAACGAGCCAAGAUAGGUUACCGUUAUAAAAUAUUUAUUAUGAAAUAAUUCCUCAAUUUUUGCACAAUGUAAGAAUUUCCAGCGCUUUUUCUCUCUUUAAUUAUCCAAUUUCUCCCCCACAAUCAUCAGAUUUCAACCUUUCCUUUUUUUAAUUUCAUUUCCCAACUUGAUGUUGGAAGAAGUUUUGUUUCCAUCUUUUUUUCUGUUACUGACAAUGAAACCAUUUUCAUUAAAUAUCCUUUGGUUUCCGUUAUUAUUAUUAUUAUUAAUUUUCUUAGCACCAUUACAUUGCUUUGGUUUCAACAUAAGUAUUAUGACAUUGUACGAUUGACAUUUGUCGAAGCACAUGGACAUGCACAAGCCUCUUCGAUAAAUAGGUAAUUUAAAGAGUGCAAAGGUGAAAAAUUCAUUCCAAGUUAAAGAUACAUGCACGAUACGCGUGUCAUGAAUUAUUAAAUGAACCGCGAUAAAUAGCGAUUGGAUGUUAAUCACGGCGAUACUUUAUUGGCUCAUUGUGAAAUACAAUGAUUAUUCAUGCACUCUCUUGAUAAUUAAUUCAUGCACCAAUCCAAUCAACUCGAUCACCCUUAUCAUAAUUAUUAUCGUGUAUAAUUAAUUAUUAUAUACGCUCGUGGUGCAUCUGCGUGUAUGUAUGCGACGUAUGCAUCUAAAAAAUGAUUUUAUUAUAUACAUACAUAUUUAUAUGUUGAUUAGGCAUUGCAUAUAUAUGUAUAUAAAUUACGCUCAUUAUGUAAUGUAUAAAAAAGAAAGAGAAAAAACCCAAAAAAAGAUUAUAAAGAAAAAGGCGCGCGGUGUGCUUGCCACCUUCAAUGCCUCAUUGACCUCAUCUAAUGCUUUUUUAUCUGUACAUUUACAAUUUGUGUACCAAUGAGGAACGUUGUUUAAUCAUGUUGUUGAUGUUAUUGUUAAAAAAUGAGAUUCAAUAUUGUACAUAACUAUAUAUUCAUUAUAAUUGAUGAUAUGAAUAAUUAUAUACAUAAAAAAAUGA